AUGUUUGGAAUAGAUGUGGCGUGUGAUGAAGCCAGAAAUGAUAUAUUUUUGAAUUGUUUCCGCACAACUGCUCGAGACGACAAUUUGGUAACACCAAUGGCAUUGCCAUAUUUUGAAGGCGAUUUCUGGCCGAAUGUAAUUGAAGAUUGCAUUCGAGAAGUCCAGAACGAGGAGCUCGAACGUAAACGACUUGAAGAAGCGGCACGACAGGAACAGCUAAAUGCCGAAGAUGAAGACGGCGACGAUGUGGUACAUGAUGGCGACAGUGGAAAGACCAAGAAAAAUAGAUCGAUGAAUGGUAACAGAGUCAAGUUUGAUUUCAGUAAGAAAAAGAAUAACUUGAAAAAAGGGAGCUCCAAGAACAAGAAAAAGGUUUGUUCGCAAACCGGCAAUGAAGUAACCGACAAAUUGUACGUUAAUUUUGAAAAGCAUAAAGAAGUGUUUUUCACCAUCCGACUAAUGUCACCUCAGUCGGAACUAUCUGCACAGAACAACGAAAUCAAGGAUCCAGAUCCACUGAUACCGAGUGAUUUGAUGGACGGGCGUGACACAUUUUUGACACGUGCCCGUGAUGAGCAUUGGGAAUUUUCAUCAUUGCGACUGGGUUCGGAUAUGAUGAAAAUUCGAUUUUCGCAUUCUGUCAUUUGUAAUACAUCCGAUUUGUUUGUUGUACGGCUAAAUUUGCGCUUGCAGCGCUGCAUCCAAUCGCUGGUGCAUGCCUGUCAGUGUCGCGAUGCGAACUGUCGCCGCUCAACAUGUCAUAAGAUGAAACGUGUUGUGCAGCAUACCAAGGUACCGUUCUGCUUGAAUAUUCGUCAGAAGCUGCAAGAGCAACGCAGAUCGCAGAAUCGUCGCGCUGAUAUGAUGAUGCGCCGACGUAUGGAUAUGCUUUCCAGCGGAUAUGGCGGGACCAAUUCUACUGCUCCCGCACAAUCGACUGGUCAGUCAUUAUGGAGUCGCUGUGCUUAG
Gongylonema pulchrum is the source of this 969-nucleotide messenger RNA. NCBI's taxonomy places the organism in Eukaryota, Metazoa, Nematoda, Chromadorea, Rhabditida, Gongylonematidae. The record is from the annotation of a GenBank genome assembly.